Hippocampus comes (tiger tail seahorse) is the source of this 2051-nucleotide messenger RNA. RefSeq names its product tetratricopeptide repeat domain 39B (gene ttc39b). Lineage: Eukaryota; Metazoa; Chordata; Actinopteri; Syngnathiformes; Syngnathidae. The record is from RefSeq and is a predicted model, not a curated record. Bases 97 to 1839 code for a protein of 580 amino acids. The transcript has 18 exons. Gene Ontology annotation, molecular function: protein binding.
CGCCUCGCUGCUUGCCUGACCCGACCCUCCGCCCCCCUCCCCCCUUCCCUACAGACCAAACUCGAGCGACGUGUCGGCUGUGCAGCGACGGACGUGAUGGAGGACGCGACCCACGCCGAGGCCGAGGACGAGGACCGUUUUGAGGAUGCCUACGACCGCAUUCCCGCCGCGCGUCACAUGGACCUGCAGUCGGCCAUCCAGGAGACUCAGUGCGCCUUGAACUUGGUCCUCAACAACAAGUUCUCCGAAGCCCUGGAGCUCCUGAAGCCAUGGUGGCGCGACAGCAUGUACCACGCCUUGGGUUACAGCAGCAUCUUGGUGCUGCAGGCCGCCAUGACCUUCGAGCACAAGGACAUCCAGAUUGCCAUGACGACCAUCAAGGAGGCCUUGCACACCUGCCAGAGGUUUCGCAAGAAGAACUCGGUGGUGGGAUCGCUGUCCAGUCUGAUCAGCAGGCCGGCCAACCUUCAGGAAGAGGAGAUGCACGCCGAGCUCUGCUACGCCGAGUGCUUGCUCCAGAAAGCCACGCUGACCUUUGUGCAGGACGAGAACAUGAUCAGCUUCAUCAAAGGAGCCAUUAAAAUCAGAAGCAGCUAUCAAAUCUACAAGGACUGUCACAAUGUGCUGAAUGCGGCGCACGACUUGAGCAGCCAGUCGGACUCGCGAAGGCAGUUUGAGGGUGGAGUCCAGCUGGGCGUCGGCUCCUUCAACUUGAUGCUGUCCCUCCUCCCGCAGAGGAUCCUCAGGCUGCUGGAGUUCAUCGGCUUCUCCGGAAACCGGGAGUUCGGCUUGUCGCAGCUGCGAGAGGGAACGUGCGGCUCCAGUUUGCGCUCCAUCUUGUGCACGUUGACGCUGCUGUUCUACCACACCUACGUCUCCCUGGUGCUGGGAAGCGGCGAGGGCAACGUGGUGGAAGCCCAAGCCCUGCUGGAGCCGUACCUUCACAAGUAUCCCAAAGGCGCCAUCAUCCGCUUCUACUCGGCCCGGCUGGCCGCGCUGCGGGGACACUUUGAAGAGGCGUGCUCGGGCUACCAGGAGUGUGUGAGCAGCCAGCAGGAGUGGAAGCAGAUCCACCACCUGUGCUACUGGGAGCUCAUGUGGACGCACUCGUACCAGCAGGAUUGGCCGCAGGCGUACCGCUACGCCGAGCUGCUGUGUCGCGAGAGCCGCUGGUCCAAGGCCAUUUACGUGUACCAGAAGGCCGCCAUCCUCAGUAUGAUGUCGCAGGAGGACGUGAAGAAGACGGGCGAAGACGUGGCGGAGCUCUUCAGGCAGGUGGAAGGGCUCAAGCAGCGGCUGGCCGGCAAGUCCAUCCCCACGGAGAAGUUUGCGGUGCGCAAAGCUCGCCGCUACAAGGCCGGCGCCCCCGUGCCGCUGGUGCUCCCGGCUCUGGAAAUGAUGUACGUUUGGAGCGGCUUCACCAUCGUGGCCAAGCGAGCCGACUGCACCGAGGCGCUGCUGGUGACCAUCGAGGCGGCCGAGGAGCAGCUCGGCCGCGACCCCCAGCCGUCCGAGUUCCACGUGGACGACAGCUGUCUGGUGCAGAUGCUGAAGGGUCUUUGUCUCAAGCACGCGGGACGCCUGAUGCAGGCCGAGCUCUGCUUCACGCACGUCCUGUCCAGUGAAAAUCGCAUCCGCUAUGAUCACUACCUGGUCCCCUUCACGCUGUAUGAGUUGGGCCUCCUCUACCGACAGCGGGGUGACGACGCCAAGGCCGCCGCCUUCAUGGAAAACGCCAAGAGCAACUACAAGGACUACUCCAUGGAGUCCAGACUGCACUUUCGCAUUCAUGCGGCCCUCAGCAGCUUCAAAAGUUCGCCUGCUGCCACCCCGUACUAGCCAGCGCCUCCAGGCCAAGCCUGCUUUUCUGUUUUGUUUUUUUUUCUUCCCCGCCCAUGUUGUUUUGAUGCGAACGCCAGGCUGUGCAAAGGCCCUUUUGGAAUAGCUGUUGUUUCACAUUGUCUUUUGGGGGCGGGGCUGGGGGAGUUCACAUGCUCCAACAAUUUUUGCAAUUCUGGUGAAAAUGUAUUUACUUUGGUGGUCCCGAACAU